Messenger RNA from Thermothielavioides terrestris NRRL 8126, 1311 nucleotides. RefSeq lists its product as uncharacterized. Bases 356 to 1210 code for a protein of 284 amino acids. NCBI's taxonomy places the organism in Eukaryota, Fungi, Ascomycota, Sordariomycetes, Sordariales, Chaetomiaceae. Gene Ontology annotation, cellular component: endosome. The record is from RefSeq and is a predicted model, not a curated record. Gene Ontology annotation, molecular function: phosphatidylinositol-3-phosphate binding. The transcript is spliced from 3 exons.
CUUAGCAACCUGAGCUAUCUCUAACUACAUGUAUUCCGUACUGUGUAUGUUACCCAAUCCAAUCCAUCCACAUGCCACAGCUUCUUUUGUGUUUGCUCUCAACCCAGUGGAGCGACAGACUAUCUAGGGCAACGACACACCAUAUAUUCCGCGCUCUGCGGAGAAUAUCUUUCGAGGUAAUGCAGAUCUAGGAACGCAACCGUCUGUGACGAUCCGUUCAGGCGAGCACGGUCCGAAUCAGAACCUCAACGGUGCCUUGUUCGCAUCAGUCGCAGCUCCCAGCUCAGCGCCUCUUCCGGCACUUACGACCUUUGUGUACCGUUCAUGAGAUACCACCGCGCUUCAGACGACUUGGAUGGCGUCUGAAACCGAGCAAGCGCACCCCUCGCAGCAGCCGGUGCAGCAAGAAGACCAGGUCGAUGACGACAACAGCAGCGCCGUGCCAGUCGCCGAGGGAGCUGCGGGCCCUGCCACAACAAACGGUGCAGCGCAGCCUCCGGAGCAAUCCUUCGGACACGACCCGGAACCAGAACCAGAGCGCGCAGCGCUUUUUUCCGACGAAGACAACGACGACAAUGCCUCCGAGGCAUCGAUUCCCUCAGACGUCCUGUCAGACCAAGUGACCUCCCCAAGUGUUUCCGUCCCUCCAUACUGGUCGCACUCGCGCGCCCAACAAGAAAACCAAUUGCUCCCCCACCCUCGCGGCCACGCCCGCGCCGUCUCAAGUGCUUCGGUCGAGUCAGUCCUGCCGCCGGGAGCCAUCACGCUACAAGACAACGAACGAGACGACGACGAGGACGAUCAACACCCCGGCAGACGCAGCAACAGCAGCGAGAUAUAUGGGCGGGACCGCAACCGAGCGUGCUGGGCACGCAGCGUCCAGGUGACGGAUUACGUGCUGGUGAACGGGAGCGCUACGAACAUCGGGGCAUUUGUGGUGUGGCAUAUCCGGGUCGAGACGCUGAACGGCUCCCGCAUGAACAUCCGCAAGCGCUACUCCGAGUUUGACGAGUUCCGGCAGCGGCUGGUCCAGACCUUCCCCAACUUCGAGGCGGCCGUGCCGGCACUGCCGCCCAAGAGCGUGCUCAAGCGCUUCCAGCCCCGCUUCCUCGAGAAGAGGCGGGCUGGGUUACAGUAUUUCCUCAAUUGCAUCCUCCUCAAUCCCGAGUUCUCGGGCUCGCCGGUCUUGAAGGAGUUUCUCUUUUCAUGAAUCCCAGGAACUUCUGAUGCCGAUGCUUGAUGAUGAUGAUACGAAGUCUCCGAUAAUGAUAAUCUUGGAUAAUGAUCUCUGUCGCUGCGUGCCUGCGGAAU